Sporothrix brasiliensis 5110 is the source of this 852-nucleotide messenger RNA. RefSeq lists its product as uncharacterized. NCBI's taxonomy places the organism in Eukaryota, Fungi, Ascomycota, Sordariomycetes, Ophiostomatales, Ophiostomataceae. The coding region runs from base 1 to 852 and encodes 283 amino acids. Gene Ontology annotation, cellular component: nucleus; mitochondrial large ribosomal subunit. The transcript is spliced from 2 exons. The record is from RefSeq and is a predicted model, not a curated record. Gene Ontology annotation, biological process: positive regulation of mitochondrial DNA replication; DNA recombination. Gene Ontology annotation, molecular function: DNA strand exchange activity; structural constituent of ribosome; single-stranded DNA binding.
AUGAGCGGACCGUCAAUACGAAGCCUCCGCCAAUUGGCGCUUGGUAGCAGCCAAGCCGUGCGGCCAACGGCCGCGACCUUCACGAUCGCAUCGACAUCAUCACGCAACCCCACUGCCCGUGUUCUGUCCACGGCCGCAGUCCAGGCCACACGGCUACCGAAACCCAAGAAGCCAACAACACAGGCCCCGAAGCCGACAACACCACCUGUAGUGCCGUACAAACGGUACCGGCAACCGAAGCCGGAGCUGACCAAGUUCCCCGAGGGCCACGGCGAGCAGAUCUGGGUCUACAACAACAUUGUGACGAACCAGGUCGUCUACUCGCACACACCAGUCCUGAGAAGCAACCGCGCGCUCAAGCAGCUGCCCUUCAACGGCAAGAAGACGAAGCCGGCCAAGCUGCGCAAGGACUACUGGCGGCCCAUGGCGCUGAUACAGUUUGGCGAGGGCGAGGGCGUCGUGGGCCAGUCGGUGUUCCAGAAGCUGCGCGAGUUCCGGCGGCUGCACGAGCUGUCGUGGGGCCACCAAAAGAACGACAUGUACGCGCUGGACCGCAAGGCGCUGGGCGAGGCGCUGAACGACCAGCGGGCCAACAGCAUUGCGGACAUGGCAGCGGUGCUGGCGGGCGCGGGCCAGGGCAACCGGAUACAGGUGCGCGGCGCGGAGGCGUCGGCGUCGACGUCGGCCGUGGUGCCGGCCGACGGCAAGCUGGCCGAGGCGAUUGUGUUCUGGGCCAAUGACCAGGACCGCAACAUUGCCGGGUCGUGGUCGAAGAACGUGCGGCAUGCGGCGGGCCUACCGCCGUUGACGCGGGUCAGACAGAGCGAGGAGGAGGAGGUUGCUGCAGCAUAG